ACAACCUCUCACAAUUUUUGUGAAAUUGGCUGACCCAGCCAAUUUCCGUGACACUGGCUCGACGCGACUGUCGUUGAUUGUGUCUUGCAGCGUCGUGUUUGGCACAUACAAUCGUGAGGAUGGAAAAAUGAGGUGGGGGAGAGGGCUGCGUUUGACAUCAUUGCCAUUUCCUGAUCUCUUAUUGCUUGUCGUUGUUGUUGUUGUUGUUGUGGGAAGAGGAUACUGUAAUCAAAAUGAACUGCAGGAUUCGUGAGAGAUACUUCAACAAGCUCGGUAUCUUACCGAAUGGUCCACCGCCGGCUCACACGGUGAAAAAGCGAAGAUCGCCAACUGAAUUACCCGGAACUGUUUGUGGUGCUUCUUCCUCCUCCAACAGACAAAGACACCAAGCGGAUCAACCUCCUCCGCCGCCGCCGUCUCCAAUCGUUGUGGAGAGGAGAGACGAUGAACAGCCGACUCCGCGACAACCACGGUCUCCUCCGCAAGUCCAGUUCCAUACUUGUGUUUCGGUGAUUGAGAUUCCUUCGCAUCGAGACUACGACCGAGCGUCCCGACGGAACAUUUGGAACAGUCCUCAAGUGCUCGAGCAAAAUGUGCAACGCAACACCUACGAGUACUGGGCUGAAGGAUUGGACUGGAGAAACGCAACGGAGGAGAAGGACAUGAUUCGCACCAGAAAGGGAAGACUGGUGCACCCAGCCACCUGGAAACUCAUCCAUGAAAACAUUGCCAACCAGCACAAGAACAGACGAAGGGCCAUGUUGCAUCGACAGGCGUAGAGAGGCACUUCCACUUCCAUAACCAGCGUACAGUACAGUAGUAUCGAGAAUGCAUUCGAUUCGAUUUCGAGGUUCGCAAUUUAUUUCUUCUGAAAAACGGCACCAAGCAAGCAGGGAACACUUUUGUGAGCAUUUGUAGCUAUGUAGAGCUAAACUAUCCAUAUACGUAGAGAUACCUUCCAUUCUUAUUUGGUCUAUGUAUAAGUAUACAUUGAUCUCCAGCCCCU
Seminavis robusta is the source of this 1006-nucleotide messenger RNA. NCBI's taxonomy places the organism in Eukaryota, Bacillariophyta, Bacillariophyceae, Naviculales, Naviculaceae. The record is from the annotation of a GenBank genome assembly.